UAGAUGACAGCAGCGCACAUGGUGGUGGAGGCUCAGCCACUCCCCGUGUGGGCCCGGCCCCCUGCUCCUCCUGCUCCCACUGAACACGCUGCUCACUGCGCACGCCUCCCUCUCUCCUCCUCUCUCCGGCUGCUGCUGCUCCUCACCAUCAAGAAGUCUCUCUCUUCUUUAUUGUGCCGUAUUAACGCGAGGCUGUAUUUUUUUGCAGCGACGCGAGGUUUAUUGCGUAAAAUCUUGUGCCUCUCUCCACGAUUCUUUUGUUUCUGACCCUGCGCUCUCCUUGACUAUCACCUCUCCGUCCGGCUGGAACACGGUGUCCUCUGGGGGUGGAAAUGACGGCCAAGCAUCGCAAACCGAAAAACAACCACAAACACGAAGAUAACUUUUUCAAAAAUGAAGUGGUUGAGUCCGAAGCCCGCGCCGGGGGCAAUAAUUACGCAGCGCUGCUGGUUUUAUUCCUGAUGAUCGUGAUUGGCGGUGCCGCUGGCGCAUGGCUGUGUCUCCAGCAGCACCAAACUUUAACCCACCUGACAGACAACCUCACGGCCAUGCAGAUGAAGGUUGUGAAACUCCAGUCAUCCCAUGAAGAAAUGCGACAGUCCAGUAAUAAGCACAUGUCGGAGAGUGUGGAGAACCGUCUGAUUGCACUGGAGGAGUCUUAUGCACUGGCCCAGAAACAGGUCGGCAUGGCCCUGGCUACGGCUGAGCAGCUCAAGAUGACAGACCUCCCCUCUCAGGUGCUUUCCCUCCACACAGAGAUGAAAACCCGCCUGGCCGAGAUGCAGCAAGCCACAGUUUCCCAGGAGCAACUGGGCCAGCUGCAGACCAUGAUGAAGGAAAAGAGCGAGGAGUUUGAGGACGUCAGGGUUCAGGUGGAGGGUCUGACCUCUCUGAGCGCGGAGCUGUCUCAGACGGUGGAGGCCUUAAUGGAGAGCCUGGGAGACGCAGAAUCCAAGCUGGAGGAGAAAGGUGGGCUGCUCACCACACUGAGCACGGCCCUCAUCGAACAGGCUGCCGAGGUGCUCAAACUGAAGGAGCAUGUGGACGCCCAGCAGGCUCAGCUGAUGGCCGGCACACAGGAGGUGGCGACUGUCAGAGAGUUGCUGGAGAAUGAGCAGUCCCAGCAGGCCAGUGUGGAGGAGCAGCUCAGCACGGUGCAUCAGAGUCUGCAGGAACAGAACUCAGCGGCCCAGAGUCUGCACUCUGAACUCAGGGCUCAGCUGGAGAACAUUCAGGAACAAGUUACCCAGCUGGCGCUUGAUGUGCAUCCUGCUGAAGAGCCUGUGCAACAGACAGUCGAAGAAGAAGCAGCUGCUACAGAUGAAGCGCCUGUUGAGCAGGAGGUCCCUGUCGCUCCUGCAGAGGAGGUGAAGGAGGAGGAGGAAGUGGAGAUGACACAGGAGAGCCAGGAAAUAGCAGAAGGAGAGAAAGUUCUAGAGGAGUCGCCCGUCGCGGAGGAGAGUGAAAAGGCAGAAGAGGAGGUAGAGAAGGAAGAGCCGCUGCUGGAGGAGGCAGAUGAGGGAGAGGAGCCGUUAGAAAAUGAUGCUUUACCGCAGAAUGAAUAGGUUUUUCUGGACACACUCAACCAAGGAGGAUGGGGAACUUUCUCAGUCUAAAGACACUGUCUACAAUAAGACGAAUUCUCUAGGCAGGCUUUAUAGAUCGCUGCUGUUUAGGUGCUGUCUUCACUGUGUGGUUGCUCUUUGAAAGGCAGACAAAACCAGAAGAGCUCAUUCACUGUGCUGGAGCUGGAACAUGAAAUACGACAUGGCUGUUUAUGUUUGAAAACAACUAAUUCAGGAUUUUUUUACUUGCAAAUAACGAUCUCAGAAGCCUUAAUUCAUACAAAGUGACUGUCUUUCUAUAGAGCAUUUUCCACUCUUCAUAACUUGCACUUUUUUUUUGUCAGGGUUAGGUCUGUACUAAACUGGAAAACUGCAAACCAAUGACACAACAAGAACUGUUUAUCAGUGCACUUGAAGCCAUGAGAAAAGCCUGUCUCUGUGACAUGAAAUAUGUGUCUUGUUGUCACUGCCUGAAAUGUUUUUUAUUAAAGAUAAAUGCAGAAUAA
Paralichthys olivaceus (Japanese flounder) is the source of this 2071-nucleotide messenger RNA. Its product is annotated as neurofilament medium polypeptide. NCBI's taxonomy places the organism in Eukaryota, Metazoa, Chordata, Actinopteri, Pleuronectiformes, Paralichthyidae. The record is from RefSeq and is a predicted model, not a curated record.